Molecule: messenger RNA, 465 nt
Organism: Lycium ferocissimum
Lineage: Eukaryota; Viridiplantae; Streptophyta; Magnoliopsida; Solanales; Solanaceae
Exons: 2
Coding region: 1-465 (154 amino acids)
Source: RefSeq, a predicted model, not a curated record
AUGAAACUUGCAUUGUUAGGAAGAAAUAAGAUAGGGUUCGUUAAUGGAAAAUGUAAGAAGGAAAACUAUCCUGAAAGUUUGUGGGAUCAGUGGGAACGUGUGAAUGCUAUAGUAUUGUCCUGGCUUAUGAAUGUUGUAGAUAUUCAUCAAAUAGGUGGUAUUAUAUAUGCUACUGAUUCACAAGCUUUGUGGGAUGAUUUGAAAGAGAGAUUCGAAAAAAUAGAUGAUCAAGGGUGUAACUGUGAUAAGUCAAAAGAGUUUGUUCAAUAUGUGCAUAGACAAAAACUCUAUCAGUUUCUCAUGGGCCUGAAUGAGUCCUAUUCUCAAGCAAGAAGUCACAUCUUGUUGCAAAAUUCUCUUCCGAGUGUGAACCAAGCUUACUCUAUGAUAUUAAGUGAUGAAAACCAAAGAGCUAUAACUAGUUCAAACAACUCUCUUUGGUUUACUUGGUUCAAGUUCUGGUAA